Messenger RNA from Osmia lignaria (orchard mason bee), 3122 nucleotides. It is a transcript of the gene Edc3, whose product is annotated as enhancer of mRNA-decapping protein 3. Gene Ontology annotation, biological process: P-body assembly; deadenylation-independent decapping of nuclear-transcribed mRNA. Gene Ontology annotation, cellular component: P-body. The record is from RefSeq and is a predicted model, not a curated record. Gene Ontology annotation, molecular function: mRNA binding. NCBI's taxonomy places the organism in Eukaryota, Metazoa, Arthropoda, Insecta, Hymenoptera, Megachilidae.
UUCGUUUGGUAUAUUCAGUACUUAUGAGCGGCAUGCGGUUAGAGUAGGGAUGAAAAUAUACAAGAAUUUUGUUUCGGGCAUUGUACGUUAAUGAAUAUAUUGACAUAUGUUUAAUACUUUUAAAUUUCAAAACAACUACAAAAUCUUAAAUUAAUUGUGACACUAUUUAACACACUAACCAGUCGUUAUUAACAAUAUAUUCACAUUUAAUCACUUACAUUAUAGGUAACCAGCAUGUCAGAACAAUUUGUGGGUUGUACAGUUUCUGUGAAGUGUACAGAGGAAAUUGGAAGUUACCAAGGACAGAUAGUUGAUUUAAAUAAAGAUGAUAUUAUACUCUCAAAAGCUUUUCAUAAUGGUGUACCUAGUACUUCGCAAGUAGUUGUUUUAAGUACAAAGGAUAUAUUAAAUGUAGAAUUCAUAUCCAUCAAUGAAACAUCGAAUACAAAUGAUAUUAAUCAAACACAAAAUAAAGUAACUGUAAAGAGACCUAUUGCUAAAAGAGCUGGAAGGUCGUUCUCAGAAAGUGUUCCCUGUUCUGUUCAAUCUACAUCCUCUCAGACACAGCCUAAUUUUAAUAAAAAACCGGAUAAUAAUGCUCAACCUAUUACAGAACAGCCUGCGAAUGGAAAAGUUCCAUUAGCUGAAUCUGCUAAUAAACCAAUACAAAAAAGAUUGAGUCAUAGACAAAGGGCUCUGGAAAGGGAUGAACACACAUUUGGUACACCGAUCGAUCAGUCUUUAAGUCAAGAUUUUGAUUUUGAAAAGAAUUUAGCAUUAUUUAAUAAAGAGGCUGUAUGGCAAGAAAUAAAUUCUUUGAAGCCUGAUAUUGUUAGGCAAUCGGAAAAUAAUAGGGGAAGAUAUCGGCACGAUGAGAAUGUUAUCGUUGCCGAACCCACAGUUUUUAGACAGAUAACGGUACCUAGUGCUGGAGAAAAGGAAUAUGUAACAGACAAUGGUUUAAUAAUUCCUAGUAUAACGCUUAAUCUUCACCGUCAAUUAAUAGGAGCAGCCGAUCGGCUUGGAAUUAGUUGGGAACGUAGAGUCGAACUUCUUGGUCGUGCGGGUGCAGAAAUAAUAUUACAGCUAUUAGGUGGAAGUCAUCGACUUAAUCCGAAUAACGCGCAUCAGUGGCCAACGGUUGUUGCACUGUCAGGACCUCAUCGGUCUGGCGCGGCAGGUGUUAACUGUGCUAGACAAUUAUCUAGUCACGGUGUUAAAACAAUCGUGUUUGUAGAAAAUUCUGAAGAUAUUUUUCUUUUGCAAGAACUAUCCCUGUACAAACUGACAGGUAAUAAGGUAGAAACAAAAGUUAAAAAUUUACCGGCAGUGGUGGAUUUGAUACUCGUAGCACUUUGUGAUGAAAAUUCUCCUAAAAUGAUUACACCUAUAGCGAGGUGGGCAAAUAGUAACAGAGCACCUAUUUUAGCUAUCGAACCUCCGGCUACAGGUACACCUGGUAUACUUAGCAAAUUUAGUUUACUUGGUGGACUACCAUUGUCUCAUAGCGUCGACAAUGGCAGACUAUAUUUAUGUAAUCUUGCACUGCCAAACAAAGUAUAUGCAGAUGUUGGUAUAACGUAUAGGUCUCCUUUUGGACCAAAGUUUGUCAUUCCUUUGCAUUCCAAUAUUUCGUAGCAAAUUUAUUAAGUUAGUGAUCAUUUUAAUAAAGUACUUUACUUUAAUCUGAUAUUACUUUAAUGCCUUGCGUAUGCUAUUAUAUCGCGAAAGCAUUAUCCGGAUUUAUUUAAUAAAAAUCGUACACAACAGCAUUUAAUGUUAUAUAGUUCAGGUUUAGUUUGUACAUAGACUGUUGUAAUUUAAUGUGCAAAAUCACAUACAAUUGUUCAUUUAAAUAUAUAAGUAUACAAUGUAUACAAAAUGAUCGGGUUAAAAAGGGUAAAUAUACAGUGUUUGGUUUUGUAAAUUACAUGAAAAAUGAAAUGAUUUUAAUGCAAUUAUUUGAAGUAAAAUUAACUAAUACAGAAAUGUUUGAACAUUAUAAAUUGUCGAAAUUUAAUACUGUAUAUGCUUGGUACAUUUCAGUAAGUAUACAGUUUCUUAGUACAAUACAAAUAUAAUAUUUUGCUCAUGAAUAAUCAUAAUAGAUACGUUCAAAAUAUAUAACACGUGAACGAUAUUAUUCACUGUUUAUACUAAAAGCAAACAGAUCACCAACUAAAUGAUGGAAAUUAAAUUUCUUUUAUAUCAGAACAUGAAUGCUAAAAUUCUAUAAAAUAAUUUUACAGUGGACAAAAGUUUACUAUAAGAGAUAAUUAUAUUUUUUCAUAAAUUGUGAUAUAUUAUCAUAACGAGUUUGUAAAAUGAUUCUUUAUAAAUUAUCUGUCAUCUGAAUGAACAUAACUCCAGUCCAUAAAUACAAGAAAAAUAUACAUAAAGAUUUAUUACAUUAUUCGGAGCACAAAAUAAAUCGUGAUCAUUGUAGAUUUUUACUUGUUUUUACGCCUAAAAUAUUCAGAGCAUUUCAUUUUUUUUUUUGUCUUUGUAAUGUUCGUCAUAAUUUAUAAAUUAAACAAAUGUUUUUAUUGAAACUAUGUAAAUCUAAUUGCAUGUUUUAUUAUACCUUCUGCCAGGUUUUACUGAAUAAUGUACGAAUCAUGGUACUAUCUUUGAAAUUAUUAGUUACAACAAAUAUUUGUACAAGGUUUAUUUUAGUUAUAGAUAGCUUAAGUUAUUUAUAUUUUAUAUGUAAAUAUAUAUUUAUAUAUUGUGGAAAUUAAUCUUAAACGUUUGAUUAUGAUAAAUUUUAUGAAUAUUACUGUAAUUUUUCAAGAGUUUUUCAGAUGGAUAAAUAUAAUUAUGCUUAAAAAUAUAAUGUAAAAAUGAAUACAAUAUUGUGUUAAUUACACAUUGAUUAAAUCUAAAUUCAGUAACGAAGUUAAAAGUAAAAUUAGACGAAUAAUAUGUAUUUAUUUUAAUUUUUGCAAUUGGAGAUUGUUCAGAUUAUUACAGUAAUUCAAUAAUUGAAAUAAUACAAUUUUAGCAAAGUAAUACAUUGCAAUUACAGCACAGAAUCACAAUUAAAUAAUGAAUCGACUAUGUCGUAGUUAAAGACAUUCUGUAUAUUUAUUGUCAAGUUUCAUAAAUGCAGUGCAAACCAG